Messenger RNA from Osmia bicornis bicornis, 792 nucleotides. RefSeq lists its product as uncharacterized. The transcript has a single exon. Lineage: Eukaryota; Metazoa; Arthropoda; Insecta; Hymenoptera; Megachilidae. Gene Ontology annotation, molecular function: catalytic activity. The coding region runs from base 1 to 792 and encodes 263 amino acids. The record is from RefSeq and is a predicted model, not a curated record.
AUGAGAUGCGGCUCACUCUACUACGACGCCCCAUCUACAAGACCCAGGGCCUGUAUCUUCGUCAAGAAGGAGAUAACGGCCCUGAAACUAAACGAAUACUGCACAGCGGAUCUCUCAGCGGUUAAGGUCAAACUUAACCUCGGAGAGAAUACGUCUGAGCUGGUGAUCUGCUCGGCGUACCUCCCAUAUGACUCAGAGGACCCUCCACCCACGAGGGAAUUCAGAGCCCUGAUAGGCCACUGCGCAAAUAACGGUCUGCACCUGGUGAUCGGAUGCGAUGCCAACUCGCACCAUACCGUAUGGGGCAGCACCAAUACCAAUGGCAGAGGCACAGCACUGCUAGAGUACCUCGCUACCACGGGUCUGGAGAUCCUUAACAAAGGCUCCGCCCCCACUUUCGUCACCUCCCGCAGACAGGAGGUAAUCGACCUGACCCUGGGCUCCGCAAAGGUGGCACAGGUUGCCAAACACUGGCAGGUUCGAGAUGAAAGCACACUCUCGGACCACCGCCUAAUUACUUUCAACUUAAAAGGCGACAGGGAAGGCGGCACUGGAGAAGCGUACAGAAACCCAAAGGCCACCAACUGGGCACUCUAUAGAGAGGGCCUGGAAGGGAGGCUUAAGGGGCACUGUCAGCGUCCCAGGACCGUAGGCGAAAUUGAGCAAGCGGUGAAGCACUUAAGCUCCGCCGUUACUCAAGCCUACGAAGCCGCCUGCCCCGCCAAAAUUGUAAGCAGUAGCAAAAGGGUCCCCUGGUGGAACAAGCCAGGAAGGACACCCGAAGACUACUGA